Molecule: messenger RNA, 854 nt
Organism: Notothenia coriiceps (black rockcod)
Lineage: Eukaryota; Metazoa; Chordata; Actinopteri; Perciformes; Nototheniidae
Product: microtubule cross-linking factor 1-like
Exons: 2
Source: RefSeq, a predicted model, not a curated record
GGAUGUCUCUCAGCCACGAUUAAGCCUCUGAUUUAACACAUUGUAUAGAACUGUGGAACCGUAAUGAUCUUUUUUCACUGAAUAACCUAAAAUAAGAAGUAGAACAAGUCGUGAUGUCUGCGCUCCGGAGUCAGAAACAACCCAAGGCGCAGCAGCCGGUUUACGCGCAGAGGAAGAAGAAAGAUUAUUCCAGAGAAGCUCACAGUGGCUCUCAGGAGGGGAAAGAGGGGAAAGCACCGGGGAAAGGACCAGGGAAAGAGGGGAAAGAGUCCUCGUGUUCCCCCACAGAGAGGAAGCUGUCCGACGCCUCCAACACCUCGGAGGAUCUGAGCAAAGACUCCGGCUGUGCGUCCGGGAAACUCUCCUCCUCUUCGGACAGCAGCUCUGAGAUCUCGGAUUCUUGCCCCUCGGAGGGAAACAGUAAAGAGUCUCCCAGCAGGGAUUUAAGCUGGAUCGACAGAGGAGCUUAUCUGUGGAGGAGUGAUGGGAACCCGUGCGUAAAGGGAGACUCCCAGCCGCUCAGCAUGCUCCAAUCGCCGGGCGGUUUUAUGGAUCUCAUGAUGGGGGAGACCACCGAGGAUCUGGUGCGCGAGGUGGAGGAUUUGAGAUCAGAGAACGAGUAUUUGAAGGAUGAGGUGGAGGAGUUGCGCUGUGAGAUGCUGGAGAUGCGCGACCUGUUCCAGGAGGAGGAGGUUUACCAGCUGCAGAACCUGAAGCUGCAGCUGGACCAAACCAACAAAACCUGCCGCGUCCUGCAGUACCGGCUCCGCAAGGCCGAGCGCCGCAGCCUCAGAGUGGCCCAGAGCGGGGGGGCGGACGGGGAGCUGGUGCGCAGCCUGGAGCACGACAACAAG